AUGGCUUCUGAUGUUCCUGAGAAUGUUAAUGAAAUACUGUCACAUAUGCAUAAUGCUUCCAUAGCAACUUCAGAAGAUAUUCGCAAUAUUGUGUUUCUUUCAACUGUUGACUUAUCUAGAGGAAAUAAAGGAUGGAAAUGGGCAGUUGCUGGGAAAGUUUUUCGUGAAGAACUAAUGUCCAUUGGGGUUGUGGUUUAUCAUGUUCGUCAUGUUUGGUCUAAAUAUCAAGAACUUGAAGUUCGUACACCUGCUCCACUGAUCUUUCAGGUCAGGUUUAACUCUAAAGAUGAUUUGAAAGAAAUUCUCAAACAUGUUCCUUGGUCUUUGGGUGGUUAUAUGUUUCGUAUUCAUCGUUGGACUCCUUCGAUAGACUAUAGGACUUUAAACUUUGGUUUUCAAUGCUUUUGGAUAGACUUUAAAGACUUGGUACCAGAAUUUUUUGAUGUAGAUGUUAUUUAUGCUAUGGAUGGUCUGGUAGGUCAAGUUCAAAAAAUAAUCCCAGAUGAUGCUAAUCCCACUGAUUCAAAUGUGGUUAGUGUUUGUGUUAAUAUUGACCUUAAGAAGCCACUUAUUCGUGGAAUUCUAGCGGUUACUGCUUCUGGUUAUGUUCAAUGGGUUCUCUUCUUUUAUCAUCAACAAACUCACAAUAUAUGUCCAUCUUGCUAUAUUAUUGAUCAUGUUGAAGCUGAAUAUGAAGAAAAAGCUGCUGAACUCAAUACUCGUGCUCGUACAAUCUAUAAAUUUGGAAGUCAUGGAGUUGAAAUUGCCAAUAAUGAUCCUGAUGAGGAUGAUCCUGAUUUAGGUGAUGCUUCUAUCAUUCAAUCGAACCCUUGUAAUCGUCGACAUCGGACUAAUAAGAAAGUUUUUGUAAAACCUGAUGAUGAUCAGUUGGUGAGAAAUUUUUCAGUAUCUAACUCUAUUACUCGGACUGAGAGGUCAGCUCUUCGUAAAUACAAACGCACUCGUCAACAAGCUCUCCUAUCUCAGUCUGCUUCGAAUUCUACUUUUACUCAGCCUAUGCAAGAGGAUGACAAUCAGGAUGCAAAUGCCACUUCGACCUCUGCUCAUCAAUUCAUGAUGCAACAACACCAACCUUUGCAGCCAGUUGUUGGGGAGUGUGAUGGGUUUCUUCCUUCAGCUCAUGAUACCACUAGGAAGACUCUGACAAACUGGGAUGAUCAGACCAAAUCUAGUGAUAGUAAGGUUCAGUCUCUCUUGUACUCUCUGAAUUAUCCUCAUCUUUGUUCUUAUAAUAUAAGAGGUGGUGCUGGGGGUAUUGCUUUACUAUGGAAAGAUGGCUUUCAUCUCGAGCUUAUGCAUCAUACUUCAACUAUGGUGAAUGUUAUUGUUCAUUCGGGUCCAACUGAUUCUGAGUGGGUUCUCACUUGCUUAUAUAGCUCUACUUACAUGGCUGAAAGGCAACAACAGUGGCAGUUAAUUCGAGAGAUGGGAGAUCAUAUGGAUUUGCCUUGGGUUAUUAUUGGAGAUUUUAAUUCUACACUUUGUAUUUCUGACCGACAAAGUUACGCCAUCCAUACUGCUCCUUCUCAUCCAGUUAUUACUUAUACUGUGGAUUUACUAGGACUCACUGAUAUCCCUUUUACAGGUAAUCCUUAUACAUGGUCUAAUAGAAAAUAUUCAGCUACUUUUAUUCGUACUAGAUUGUAUCGUGCUUUGGGUGAUAUUUUGUGGCAUCAUCUCUUUCAUAAUGCAGUUAUUCAUAAUCUUUUACCAAUUGGUUCAGAUCAUGCACCCAUAUUACUGUCUACUGACCCCACUUUGUCUAGUAUGUCAAUACCGUUUCGGGUUUAUGAAUCUUGGUUUCAACAUCAUACUUGUAAGCCUCUUGUUCAAUCACAAUGGAAGUCUACUAUUAAUGGUUCUGCAGCUAGUAAUUUCACUCACAAGUUGUCCCAUACUUCUACUGCUCCGAAAAAAUGGAGACGUGAAAAUGCAAGAGAACACAUUCUUCCUUUUCAAGAUAAGAAUGUCAAAUAUUUUCACGCUAGAGCAAAUUUCCAUCGUCGAAGGAAUCAGAUUGAUACCAUUCAAGAUUCUCAAGGUAUUUGGCAUUCUACUAGACCUACCAUUGAACAAAUUCUUAUCAAUCAUUUUGCUAAUAUUUCAACUACAAUCAAUCCUCAUAUGGACUCAUCUGUUCUCAGCCUUAUCUCUCCAUGUAUUACUUCUCAAGAUAAUGACAUGCUUACAACUAUUCUUAAGGCAGAUAAAAUUCGAAAUAUUGUUUUUCAAAUAAAAUCUUGGGCUGCACCGGGUCCAGAUGGGUUCUAUAAGCAUUGUUGGGAUGUGGUGGGGACUGAUGUUGUUUCAAUGGUUCAAGAGUUUUUCACUACAUGUAUUUUACUGCCACAACUUAACCAUACCUAUCAAACUCUAAUUACUAAGCAUGAUUGUGCUCAGACACCAUCCGACUUCUGUUCCAUAAAUUUAUGUAAUAUCACUUACAAGAUCAUAUCCAAGUUGAUGGCGGUUAGAUUGAAGACUCUUCUUGCAAAAAUAGUUUCGCCAUGGCAGGAAGCUUAUGUUCCAGGCCGUAACAUUAUGGAUAACACCAUUAUUUCUCAUGAAAUGGUGGACUACAUGAAAAAAACAAAGGUUUUACCUGGGGUUAUCGCUAUUAAAUUGGAUAUGGAUAAAACUACCUCUACUGUUUCUUUGAUGCUCAACGGUUCACCAACAACAAGUUUUACUCCUACCCGUGGUCUUUUCCAAGGUGAUCCCAUUUCACCUUAUUUAUUUAUAUUAUGUAUGGAAGGUUUUAGUCGCAUCAUUUCACAUGUUGUUUCGUCGAAUAUUAUUCUUCCAUUUAAACCAGCAAUUCACGCCCCUCACAUUUCCCAUUUAUAUUUUGCGGAUGAUUGCAUUUUGUUUACUCGAGAUUCGGGUUCCUCUAUCACGAAUUUGCUACAAAUUAUAAAUCGCUUUUGUGCUACUUCUGGUCAACUUGUCAAUUUCAAUAAGUCUAGUGUUCAUUUUAGUUCUAAGUUAAGUGAUUCUGCUAAAGCUGAUAUUUGUCAUAUGCUGCAAAUGAAACCUAUGCCUCUUCAUGAGAAGUAUUUGGGUGUUAGCCUUUUUAUUUCCAAAAACAAGACUAAAUGUUUUGAGAGCGCAAUUACUAAAAUGCAGUCCAGGCUUCCUGUUUGGCAAGGUAAACUCAUCAACCAAGCUGGUAGAAGCACUCAGAUUCAGUCAGUUUUGAACACUAUGAGACAAUAUCAAAUGGCUUGUCUACAUAUGCCUGAUUCUACCUUAAAGCAAAUGGAUUCAAUCCAACGUUGGUAUUGGUGGUGUCACAAGCGGACAAGAGUUAUGUGUUUUAAAUCCUGGUUUUAUGUUUGUUAUCCUAAACGUGAUGGGGGUCUGGGGUUUAAGAAUCUACGGGCUACAAAUGAGGCUUUCUUGACUAAGUUGGCUUGGCGCAUGGUUAACAAUCCUGAUGCUGAAUGGAUUAAGGUGCUAGAAGCUAAAUACUUCCAUAAUAUUAAUCCACUUCAUGGAGUUCGUACCACUAAAGGCCCAUGGGUCUGGCAAAGCAUACACAGAGGGCUGAAAUGGGUUAAACAAUUCCAUGUUUGGGAGAUAGGGGAUGGUACCAAGGUAAGAGAGUUCCAAGAUAACUGGAUUCCUAAUACUGUUACUACUACUUCAACAACUGCUCACUCUUCUUCUUCAGCGGAUGUCAAGCAAUGUUUCUAUCCAAGUCAGGUGCAAGCUAUCAUUUCUAUUCAUUUAUCUUAUACUAGUAAUGAUACCCUGCGAUGGUCUUUAACUAACAGUGGUGACUUCACUCUAAAGUAUACUUAUAGAGCAAUAUUGCAUUCUCUAUUUCCACCUCCUGUUACUAUAUACAAUGAAGCUUUUUGGUUGGGUCUUUGGCACCUUAAAUUUCCUUACAAGUGCCAUAGGUUCAUGUGGAAAUUAGCUCAUCAAAUUCUCCCAGUUCUUCAUCGUCUUGCUAGGCAUAUGCACAUCCAAAAUACUUCUUGUCAUUUUUGUAAUGCUCAGGAGGAAACUGUCACACACUUGUUUUUGAAUUGUCCAUUUUCUGCUGCUAUUUGGUCUCGCAUGUUACUUCAUUGGUCUGCCAUGAUUACCUCUCAGUCGUCUAUUACCAGUUGGUUACAAGGAUGGACAGAUUCAGCAAACAGCUUCACCUUUAAAGAUCAUCACACAGUUAAUAUGGUAGUGCAUGUUGCUUCGUUAAGGAAUCAGAAUUCAGACUGUUGUCAGAUGUCGGAUUCUUCAGCUAAUGAUGCUAACAGUUUCCAAUUGAAUGUGGAUGCUUCAGUUUUACCUAAUAAUCAUGUUGCAGGUAGUGCUUUUAUCCUUACUGAUUCAACUGGUUCUUUUGUAACAGCUACAAGGAAUGUAAUACAUGCAAAAAUAUUGGCCUUAUACAAAACUCUUUGCUGGUUAUGUUCACAUCAACCUUCUAACGUAGUUAUCUACUCCGACUGUAAAAAUUUAGUCGAUGGUUUGGGUGGGUCUGUAAAUAAUGUGUCUUGGAUUGAUCGGUCGUUGUUGUUUGAGUGUGUUAGUCUGUUACAUAGUUUGUCGAAUAUGACUAUACGUUACAUUCAUAGAGUGCAUAAUAAAGCAGCUGGCCAGCUUGCUAAGUUUGCAAGGUGUCAAUUUUGUAAUAUACAAUGGUGGUAUACUCUACCGGUUGUGCUCCAGUCUACUAUUACUGGAUCUAUGUAA
Messenger RNA from Papaver somniferum (opium poppy), 4722 nucleotides. RefSeq lists its product as uncharacterized. The transcript is spliced from 6 exons. Bases 1 to 4722 code for a protein of 1573 amino acids. The record is from RefSeq and is a predicted model, not a curated record. Lineage: Eukaryota; Viridiplantae; Streptophyta; Magnoliopsida; Ranunculales; Papaveraceae. Gene Ontology annotation, molecular function: nucleic acid binding; RNA-DNA hybrid ribonuclease activity.